Diospyros lotus (date-plum) is the source of this 1428-nucleotide messenger RNA. RefSeq names its product dihydroflavonol 4-reductase-like. Gene Ontology annotation, molecular function: dihydroflavanol 4-reductase activity. The coding region runs from base 139 to 1188 and encodes 349 amino acids. The record is from RefSeq and is a predicted model, not a curated record. Gene Ontology annotation, biological process: anthocyanin-containing compound biosynthetic process. The transcript is spliced from 5 exons. NCBI's taxonomy places the organism in Eukaryota, Viridiplantae, Streptophyta, Magnoliopsida, Ericales, Ebenaceae.
GCUUCAACACACCACCCACCCACCCAAUCUACGGAGCCUGGACUCCCCCAAACACGCCCCUUUAAAGCCAAGCUUCAACACACCACCCACCCAGCCAUCCCUCCAUCCAUCCGCCGUUCAAGUCAGUCAUAUCCAGCCAUGAAGAACGAUGCGCCGCCAAUGACCCCCGUCUGCGUCACCGGCGCAGCCGGCUUCAUCGGGUCCUGGCUGGUGAUGAGGCUGCUGGAGCGGGGCUACACUGUCCGCGCCACCGUCCGCGAUCCGGGCAACAGCAAGAAGGUCAAGCACCUGCUGGACCUGCCCAAAGCCGACACCAACCUCACGCUCUGGAAGGCCGAUCUCAAUGAAGAAGGCAGCUUUGACGAGGCCAUUGCAGGCUGCGCUGGGGUCUUUCAUGUCGCCACGCCCAUGGACUUCGAGUCCAAGGAUCCCGAGAAUGAGGUGAUUAAGCCCACCAUCAAUGGAGUUCUGGGCAUCAUAAGAUCGUGCACGAAAGCGAAGACGGUGAAGAGGCUGGUCUUCACAUCGUCGGCUGGAACGGUGAACGUUCAUGGGAAGCAGCAGCUAAGCGUCUACGAUGAAACCAACUGGAGUGACUUGGAUUUCAUCUACUCCAAGAAGAUGACUGGCUGGAUGUACUUUGUCUCAAAAACAUUGGCAGAGAAGGCAGCCUGGGAGGCAGCUAAAGAAAACAACAUCAAUUUCAUCAGUAUCAUCCCACCGUUAGUGGUUGGCCCUUUCAUUAUGCCGACUUUCCCACCCAGCCUUGUUACUGCACUCUCUCCCAUCACUGGAAAUCAAGCUCACUACUCGAUCAUAAAGCAAGGCCAGUUUGUGCACCUCGACGAUCUCUGUGAAGCCCACAUGUUCUUGUAUGAGCAUCCUGAAGCAGAGGGCAGAUACAUUUGCUCUCCCUACGAUGCUACCAUCUAUGAUUUGGCUAAAAUGAUGAGAGAGAAAUGGCCUGAAUACAAUGUCCCCUCUGAGUUUGAGGGGAUUGACAAGAACUUGCCAAGUGUGACGUUCUCGUCGAAGAAGCUGACAAGAAUGGGAUUCAAGUUCAAGUACAGCUUGGAGGACAUGUUCAAAGGAGCCAUUGACACCUGCAGGGAGAAGGGAUUACUUCCCUACUCCUUUGAAACCCCUGCCGAUGACCAUUCCUCCCAAAGCCCUGCCACUGGCACCUAGAUUUUAAAUAAUUCACCAAAUAAAAAAGCUAGCUUAAGCAAUUAUCCUCUUUUUUUCUUUCUCUUUUCCUGUUUUUGACAAUUGGCUUUAAGCAAUUGUCUACUUAAAUGGGCUCUUUUUUAAUGUUUUCAAAAGAAUAAUUAAGUGGAUGAUGUGCUCCCGCUGUGAUUAAAGGAAGAGCCCUGUCAAUGUUUUCUGCAUUCCACUAUUGAAAGUACAACAGGAUCAUCAACUUCUCAA